Molecule: messenger RNA, 1143 nt
Organism: Aspergillus candidus
Lineage: Eukaryota; Fungi; Ascomycota; Eurotiomycetes; Eurotiales; Aspergillaceae
Product: DUF3431 domain-containing protein
Exons: 2
Coding region: 1-1143 (380 amino acids)
Source: RefSeq, a predicted model, not a curated record
AUGCGCACCCGAGCCUGGACAGCCAGCGCCGGCGCCGCCCUCUUCGUCACAACCGCCAUCUCCUUCUACCUCUACUUCUCGCACCUCCUCGUCCCCCGCCGCUGGCGCAAACACAACCGACCAGGGUCCAUCUACCGCCCGGUAGAAUGGGCCCCGCCGAUCAAAAACAGCUACUCGCGGACGCUGGUCGUCGCGACGACGCACGACGUCGACACGAGCUGGGUGCAGCGGCUCGUCGACGAGGAGGACGAUUUCUCCAGCGCGGUCUACAAUGUUGAUGCCGAUGAUGGGCUGUACGCGCGGAGUUUCAAGCGCGCCGUUCCUCCUUCCUCAUUUUCCUCUUCUUCAUCCUCAUCCUCUCAAUCCUCUUCAUCCUCCUCUUCAUCCACCGCAGCUGGAAAUGCGACAACGACAGCAACAACACCACAACCCCCGAAACACACCCUCACCGUCGAGCGCAGCAAGUCCUCCCUCCCACACAACAAGGGCCGCGAAGUCAUGGCCUACCUGACCUACAUCAUCGACCACUACUUCUCCCUCAGCGACGUGAACAUCUUCCUGCGCGCAGACCGCACCGACAGCGCCGUCCACGACGACCUCUUCGCCGGCGACGCAGCGCUCAUGAGCCGCCGCCUGCAACCCGCCUACGUCCUCGACAGGGGGUACGUCAACCUGCGAUGCCAGCACGCGCCCGGAUGUCCCGGGAUGUCCGUCUCCAGCAGCACCGUCGAUCUAUCCGAAUCAGCGAAGCGAAACGCCGGCGAAGACAGCGCCUCAGACCAACUCGGCAGCAGUCUCAGCGACGCGUGGGACGCGCUCUUCCCGUUCGACUCGAUGCCGACGGAGCUGGCGCAGCCUGGCGGCGGGCAGUUCGCUGUCAGCGGGCGGCAGAUUCGGCGGGUGCCGUUGCUGGAUUAUGUGUCGUAUCGGGGGUGGUUGGUGGACACGGCGCUGGAUGAUGAGCUGGCGGGGUCGAUGUGGGAGCUGCUGUGGCAGUUUGUGUUCACGGGGCAGGCGGCGCUUUGUCCGGAUGAGCGGAGCUGCUACUGCGAGGCUUAUGGGGUCUGUCUGGGGGAGGGGCAGUAUCGGGUUUUUGCGGAUGCGCGGGAUCGGUUGUUAAAGACAGCCCCUCAUUCAAGUUGA